This is a messenger RNA of Aureobasidium pullulans EXF-150, 2727 nucleotides long. RefSeq lists its product as uncharacterized. Gene Ontology annotation, molecular function: protein binding. Bases 1 to 2727 code for a protein of 908 amino acids. The transcript is spliced from 3 exons. The record is from RefSeq and is a predicted model, not a curated record. Gene Ontology annotation, cellular component: cytoplasm; exocyst. Gene Ontology annotation, biological process: Golgi to plasma membrane transport; exocytosis. Lineage: Eukaryota; Fungi; Ascomycota; Dothideomycetes; Dothideales; Saccotheciaceae.
AUGGAUGCGCCGCGCCGUCCAAAUACACCAGGCAAUGUGUUUGCCUCGCUCAAGGCCACUCAGAUCUUGACUCUGAAGCCUGUUCUACCUGCAGAACUCAUUGCGACUAUCCUCGAUUACCUGCCAGUAUCAGACUUGACACGAUGUGCUCGAGUAUCUAAACGUCUGCAAGAGAUGGUCUAUGAUGACACGCGAUGGGUUGCCAGAUUAAGAGGCAUGGGCGUAUGGAACGAGACCGAAGCACGACAACGAUACGAGGAGUCAAAAAAGAAGAGACUCAGCGGACGCCCACACGCUGGAAGUGUGACCCUAUUUGACGCCCACGAUGAGGAAGAGAAAGUUCGGAAAUCGCUAGAACAAGCCGCAACACCCAGACGACCGAGGCAUAGCAGUGUGACUGAUGGCUUCGACGACAUGACCUUGUCACAAAACCCCUCCUUUGACGCAAAGGCUGCCACGACCGCCCUACGGAGAGUUCGUUCCAUACGAGGCCAGGCCAGACAAGAGUACGGCAAGGUUCAUGGUGCUCUGGGUCCCUUCUACUACAAUCUGGUCCACGCUGAGAAUUCGUCUGACCCAGCAAUCUUCCGUCUUGUCCAAGACCCCGAACAACAAGCUCGUAUUCUAGCAGACUUGAGAGUAUUCGCCAGAUCCGACGGUGCCCAGAAAUGGCGCCAACGACACGAAAAGCUCGAAUCUAUGCUUGGUAUCUUCGAGAACGCCAUGAUAGGCGACUUCGAACAGGCAUACCAAGCCCAGGAUAUCGACCGCAUGCGCCGCUACGCACACGUUCUGGUGUCCCUUAAUGGUGGAGCUGCUGGCAUCGACAUCUUCAUAUCUAAUCACCCUUACAUGCGCCGCAAAGAUCAGGUCGGAAGUCCGCUAGACUGCUUACAAGAUGUUGCCCCUGGACAUGUGGAUCUGAACCCUUCACAACGAUUCUUCGAGAAGCUGGCCUCCAUGCUGUCAAUGCAGUCUUCUGUCAUCGAUCAAGUCUUUCCGAGCUCCGUCAGCGUUCUGUUGCCCUUUGCGACUCGUGUUUGCGAAGACAUAGUCUCAGACUACAUUACCAAUUUGUUCAUCGAAGCCCAUGAGAGCAAUGUCGAAACUUACCUCAAGGCUGUUUCGGGUGUAUUCGAGCAAGCCAUGCGCUUUGCAGUUUCGAUACAACCACCAAAAGCUUCUGGUACAGAUUUCCAUGACCAGAUCAAGAAAGCUAUCUCUCACAUCUUUGAGCCCCAUGUGGAUCGAUAUCUCACCGAAGAGCUUGACUAUUUCACUUCCAAGUGCGACGAUGAGGUCGGUGUUUGGGAAAAGGAGUUAUCAGAGCAAGAAGCAAAGACAGAAUCCUUCUUCAUGUCAGGUAUCAGCAGACAAGCCGCGAAGCGCGAUUUUUUAUCUUCAUUCAGGAAGGUAGUCAUGAUGCCUGUUAACGCUCUCCCAACCUUUCCAUCUGCAAACAAAGCGGCCCCUGUAGUUGAACACCCUGCAGUUGAGGCUCCUUCCACAGAAGACUCCUCGAGGCCAGAAACACCCGGUACCCCUACACUAGCCAAACCAGCACCAACGACAGAACUCGCAGCCAAGACUGCCAUCAUGAAUUCGCGACUCGAAGGCAUCAAGUCUUUGUUCAGCAUCGAGGUAGCCUUGAGCUUGAUCCAUCAUGCAAAGGCAUCGAUCGAACGCGCUGCCAUUUUCAUCCGCAUGGGCGACAAACACGCCACUCUUACGAGGGAGCAAUGCGACCAGAUCUUCGUCAGCCUCUUGAACAUCCUCGGUCGCCGCCAUAUCCAGAAUGGCUUUGAUAAAGCAGUAGGCCAUUUAAGCAGCUACAACCCUCGUGCGGUGAAAGAGUUCCGCUCCGGGCAAUUAGAAAAGGAAGGCACAACCGCGGGUGUCGAACCACUAGUCACUUUCCUCGAACUUGUCAAUGUCGGAGACUUGAUCCAGCAGAUGGUCGAUGUGUUUUACAUGCAAGAACUAGUCACACCCGGCCUCACCGAUCGCGACGACUUCCUCAACCCAGCUGUUAAGGAGAAGAAACGCUUCGAACAAAUGCUAGAUGAGCGGGUCGCAGCAGGAAUGGGCAAAGGUAUCGAUGUCCUAAUCGACGAAGUCGAAUACAUGUGUGCCACUCUCCAGCUCACCGCCGACUUCAACACCGAUGCCGUAGACGCCAAAAAUCUCACCGUCCAAGACAAGAGAGCCAGUAUGAUGGGACUGGUUGACAUCGGACCUACAGAAACUGCCAAACGUGUCGUGGAUACAAUUCAACAGCACACAGGCAUGUUGGUCGGUAGCACCGACAAAAACAUGCUGGAUGUGUUCAACCAAGAAGUGGGACUGAGAUUAUUCGGUGUCCUGUGCAAGCAUAUAAAACGUCAACGAAUCAGUGUAGAUGGAGCGAUAAAACUGAUCAGCGACAUCAACCUCUACAGUUCUUUCAUCACCACUCUCCGUCAAAAGUCAUUGCUACCGUACUACUCUGCUCUCCGCGAACUAUCACAAAUCUACCUCGUCGACUGCGGUGGCGGUAAUGGAAUUUCCUCGUCCACACGCGCAGCGAGAUGUAAAGAGUUGGCUACCAUUAUCGCGGAUAAUGAUAGAUAUCAUGGCAUCUUCAGAGCUGAAGAGGUUGUUGAGUUUGCGGAGAGGAGAGCGGAUUGGUAUCAAGUUAGGAGGGAUGUGGAGAGGGCUAUGUAUGGUAUUGGGUGUAGUGUUAUGUAA